UGCAUCUAAUUGUUGUUUCAAAAAAGAAAGGAUUUUUGAAGGAAUCAAUCGCUAAGAAGUCUAAGAAGAACAAUGAAACUACCAAGAAAUUGAUUGUUGUCAAAGAGAAACAAUCACGUAAUAGAUUGAAGGAACAAGUUGCUGGGAUUUGCACUCCAGAAAGUCAAUUCAAGAGGCUUGUUUAUUGCUGAAAAAGAGACAUUGAUGUAUUGGUGCACACCUAUAUGGAGAGGUUGGGUGAAGCCACAAAAAAUACUGUUGAAGAUGAGGGUGUUGUGUCUACUGCACAAUAAAACCUUCAAUAUAAUGAUUGGUUGUCUUCAGUUGAUGCACAUGUAAAACAAUUAAUUCAAAAAACAAAUGGAUAAAAAAAUGUGGAUGGUGAUGCUACUGCUGGGCAGUCUACUCCUAUCCAAUCUCAAGAAAAGCCUGAUAUAACAAACAUUCCAUCGGCUUUGAAAGAAUGUUAAACUAUCAACCUGGGGCCAUGUGGUGUUGACAUCUCGUAUGUGUCCCAGUUCAUGAUUACAAACAAAGAAAUGUUUAAAGAUGUGCAUUCAUUAGAGAAGGAGGUUAUGGAUUAUUGUUUCCAAGAGGAUACAAUGGAUAAGUUUGAAGAUAUAUUUUCAUUUGGUGGAUUUUAUGCUUUAUCAAGUGAUGACGCAUUCACUCUGAAAAAUAAUGAAAAGAUUUUGUCGGUAGUUUUUGAUUGUUGGACAGUUUAUUUGAACAUGAUUGAAAGCAAUCAGGAAUUGACUGUGCCUGAUAAAGAAUUAAAAGCAUUUUUAUUCACAUUCCAACAUUGUCGUGCUUUGGGAAUGUUAAUGUCUGAAAAGGACGAUGAGAAGGUGAAUGACUUGAAGGUUGAGGUUGUUGAUGCCUGGGAAAAUCAUGUUAAUUUGAUUAAGGCAAAUAUUAACAUAAAAGGAUAAA
This is a messenger RNA of Amaranthus tricolor (Joseph's coat), 933 nucleotides long. RefSeq lists its product as uncharacterized. The transcript is spliced from 4 exons. Lineage: Eukaryota; Viridiplantae; Streptophyta; Magnoliopsida; Caryophyllales; Amaranthaceae. The record is from RefSeq and is a predicted model, not a curated record. The coding region runs from base 522 to 932 and encodes 136 amino acids.